Zygosaccharomyces rouxii is the source of this 1476-nucleotide messenger RNA. RefSeq names its product Apj1p (gene APJ1). The transcript has a single exon. NCBI's taxonomy places the organism in Eukaryota, Fungi, Ascomycota, Saccharomycetes, Saccharomycetales, Saccharomycetaceae. Bases 1 to 1476 code for a protein of 491 amino acids. The record is from RefSeq and is a predicted model, not a curated record. Gene Ontology annotation, cellular component: nucleus; cytoplasm; cytosol. Gene Ontology annotation, molecular function: Hsp70 protein binding. Gene Ontology annotation, biological process: protein refolding.
AUGGCUAGAGACACUAGACUAUACGAUACGCUGAAGGUCUCUCCGGAUGCAACGAUAUCGGAGAUCAAAAGGGCCUACAAGGUGAUGGCCCUUAAGUAUCACCCAGAUAAAAAUCAUCAUUCUGAGGAUGCGAAAAAUAAAUUUCAAGAAGUUUGUAAGGCCUACGAGAUUUUAGCUGAUGAGGAUAAGAGAGUUAUGUACGAUCGAUAUGGUACAGUCGAUGAGUAUGCGCUGCAAGAGCAGGAAGAAUCUCAAGGUGCACCUACGACAUCAUCUUCAUUCUUUGGGUCUUCCAUGUCGCCAGGAGAUCUUUUUGCCCAGUUUUUUGAUAAUUUCCCAGGACAUUCGUCAUUUGGCAGAUCUCCAUUUGGAUCAGCGUUUGGCGGUGGUUCCCCAUUUGGCGGUGGUUUUCCAUUUGGUUCUAGUUUCUCUCAUCAUAGUGGUGGGGGUAGAAGCUCCUACGGUGGUGGCAGGCCCAGUAGAGGUCCCGAUAUUAAACAUAAUUUGAAAUGCACAUUGGCGGAACUGUAUGAUGGUAAAAUUACUAAAUUGGGGUUGAAUCGUAGACGUAUGUGCCAAUCUUGUCAGGGACAAGGUUCUUUGAGAAGACGUACAUGUAAAACAUGCAGAGGUCAGGGCCAGCAAACAGAGACACGCAGGACGGGUCCUAUGGUCCAAACCUGGACUCAAACCUGCCCAGAUUGUAAUGGGCUAGGUACAUAUACAAAGCAAGCCGAUGUUUGCCACGAGUGUCGGGGUGAAAGUUAUAUCAAGGAAAGAAAAAUCUUUGAUGUGGAAGUUAGCAAAGGUAUGUGCCAUGGUCAAACGAUUGUAUUGCCAGGUGAAGCUGAUGAAUUGAUAAAGACCAGUUUUGGUGUUGAAAAAGUUAUACCGGGUGAUGUAGUGAUUACCAUCGAUCAGGUCAAAGACUCUAAAUUUCAUAGAGUUAAUCGCUAUGGUUGCGAUUUAGUAAUGGGUAGUUGUUCUAUUGAUUUGUCCACAAGUCUAUGUGGUGGUGACAUCUAUAUCGAUGGUCAUCCAAGCGGUAAACUUUUAAAAGUUUCUAUUGUCCCAGGUGAACUGAUAGGCCCUAAUUGUUUGAAAAGUAUUGAAGGUAUGGGUAUGCCUAAAUACGGUCACGACGGUGGUAAAGGAAAUCUUUACAUACAGUUUCAGUUAGAGUAUCCUGUUGGUCUAGAGCCUGAUACUAUCGGUAGAUUGCAAUCAGUCCUAUUACAAGAUAAGUAUGUUCAAAAUCAAAUACAAUCACAAAAUGCUAAGGUUUAUCAAAAAUUGGGUGAUUGUGCGGAAGUUGAUGAACACGUCUUAAGUAGUUUUGUUCCUUCUAUGGAGGAGAUAACGAGUAGGACAGCAUCUUCAAAUGAGAGAGAUUAUGUUAAACGUAGAUGGAAGAGGUCUAAUGAAGGUUCAAGUACAAAGAGACGUCACAUGGGCGAUUCUAGCGAUAGCGACUAG